UGUGAAAACAAUCUACAGGAUGAAGAAUCAACAACAAUUGAAGGUAAUGAGGAAGAAAAUUCUAUAGCUAGUGAUUCGGAGAAUUAUUUGAAAGAAGUGGUAGAAUCAAUGGUUGGUAAAUUAGAAAGAACUCCGUUGACAGUAGAUGACAUUGACAUGGAGAAGAUUUUCAUAGAUUACCGUAAUCAAUGUAACAACAUUUUUAAUCUAUGUCAUAGCGACAUUAUGGAUAUGAGACCUACUUCACGCUUCACAAAUGAUAUUGCAGAAGAAUCUUGGAACAAAUUUGUGCUAAAUACAUACCCCAAACAUAAUCUACCCAAGGAUUGGGAAAGUUUUAUACAAGAAUUCUUCAAGUCAAAGGAUAGUCUGAAAGAAUGGACAAAGGUUUGGCGUGAACUCUAUAGUGAAGAAACCAACAAAAAAAACAAAGAUCUCAAAGACCUGAUAGAUGCAAUCUACAAUAUCCUUGGGACAUAUAUCAAAGCUUUUGAAGCACCACACAACAUACUAAAGUCGGGUGACCUUCGAGAAAAUCAGUACAAUGCACAGUUUAUAAGUCCGAUAUUAGAGAAUACACUGAAGACUAUAUGUAACAUUGACUGGAGAAUUCUUGAAGUCCCAGUAGAAAGUAGCAAAGAUCGUUGUAAUGCAAACAUAAAUCCAAUCGUUGAUAAAGUUUUAGAAGCAAAGUGUGCAGAUGGGCUUGCUUGUCUCUGGCGAAGCCGUGAAGAAGUGUUCCUAUAUGAACAGACAGGACCUCCAGACUUUGAUGAUGUUACUCAAUUUUACAUACAUGAUUAUAAGUUGGUUCGAGCCAUGAGGGAUGUGUUAAAUCAAAGAAUAACCCUUCGUCUUAAAGAUGGGAUAUCUGAUCAUAAAGACCUAGCAAGCUUUGGUGCCUUUGGCCAUCGCACCGAGGUAUCUUUAUUUUGGUGUACAAUACACCAAAAAUCAUAUUAA
Molecule: messenger RNA, 963 nt
Organism: Entrophospora sp. SA101
Lineage: Eukaryota; Fungi; Glomeromycota; Glomeromycetes; Entrophosporales; Entrophosporaceae
Source: the annotation of a GenBank genome assembly